Messenger RNA from Toxotes jaculatrix (banded archerfish), 4131 nucleotides. RefSeq names its product Scm polycomb group protein like 2 (gene scml2). Gene Ontology annotation, biological process: regulation of DNA-templated transcription. The transcript is spliced from 14 exons. The record is from RefSeq and is a predicted model, not a curated record. Gene Ontology annotation, cellular component: nucleus. NCBI's taxonomy places the organism in Eukaryota, Metazoa, Chordata, Actinopteri, Toxotidae. Gene Ontology annotation, molecular function: protein binding. The coding region runs from base 141 to 2195 and encodes 684 amino acids.
GCUGCAGCGAACAUGGCGGCUUGCAUCUGAUGAGAAAGUGAGGAAUCUCCCAUCAAAAUACCCUGUUCAAACGUGUUUGUGUAGGUAACAGUCUGUCUGACGUCACCUUCUCUGCAGCAGCACGUUUAACUUUGAUCAUCAUGGGCCGAACACCACACAGAGAUCAAAAAGAGGAGAAGAAGGAGAGACGAAGCAGCAUCACAGCAGGCUCUGCCCUCGACAAAUCUAAUGAACCAUUCAGUUGGGAAGAUUAUCUGAGAGAAACAUCCUCCAUUGCAGCAUCGCCUUCUUGCUUCAAACAGUCCAGAGUCCCCCCCUCCAACGACUUCAAAGCAGGUAUGAAACUUGAGGCACGGGACCCUCGCAACUCUAACUCAGUGUGCAUUGCAACGGUGAUGGGCAUGAUGGGUACUCGGCUACGCCUGCGUCUGGAUGGUAGCGACAACACCAACGACUUCUGGCGGCUGGUUGACUCGUUAGACAUCCAGCCAAUAGGAACCUGCGAGAGGAACGGAGACAUGCUUCAGCCACCGCUGGGUUUCAGGAUGAACGCCUCCUCAUGGCCCAUGUUCCUCCUGCGGACGCUGAGUGGAGCAGAAAUGGCCCCUGCCUCUGCUUUUAAGAAGGAACCAGCCAGCCCUGCUAAAAACUACUUCCAGCCUGGUAUGAAGCUGGAGGCGGUGGACAGGAAGAACCCCUACCUGAUUUGCCCUGCCACAGUGGGAGAGGUCAGAGGUCAGGAGAUUUUCGUCAUGUUUGAUGGUUGGCGAGGCGCCUUUGACUACUGGUGUCCCUUUGACUCGAGAGACAUCUUCCCGGUCGGCUGGUGUACCCUGACGAAGCACAGCUUACAGCCACCAGGAAACUUCUUUACCCUCCCUGGCGCACUCCUCGCCCCUGUUUCUUCCACCUCAGCCUCCCUCACUACACGUCGCUCUUCUUCCAACUCAUCCUCCUCCAUGCAGACUUCGUAUCGACUGCCCAACCCCUUGCCGCCUCUCCCCGUUCGCAAGGGUGUCCGAGGUCGCCGUCCCAAAUCCCAGACUAUUGCUUUGUUGAAGGCAGCUGCCGAGGCCGCGGCGGCAGCAGCAGUUAAUGGAGCAUCACAGAGCCCUGCCAGAAUCAGCUCUGAGGCUCAAGUGGCUCCCAGACCACACAAGAAGAGAGGGCCCAAACCAAGGAACAAGAAGAAGCCUCGGGUGGUACAAUCCCUGGGGUCAUCAUCAGUUACAGCUCCGCCUCCAGAGACCAGACUGAGCUCCGGUCAUGUCUCAGUGGAUAACAACCACAGUAACAGCUCAAAUGUAGUUUGCACAGUUUGUGUCUAUGUGAACAAGCACGGGGACUAUGGCCCGCAUCUUGAUCGAAAACUAGUGCAGCAACUCCCGGAUCACUUUGGUCCAGCUCCAGUCAAUGCUGUUCUUCAGCAAGCUGUACAGGCCUGCGUGGACUGUACGUACCAGCCGUCUGUGCUGCUGCCCUUCCUACAGAGCCAGUCCCACACAGGAGGAGAGGUCAUCCGAGUGAGGUCAGAACAUGGUAUCCGCUAUGUGAAGCUGCCCUCCGCCUCCAGUGCAUCCUCUGUGCUGCGAUUCCUGGAGAACAUGUGCCAACAUCUGGAGAGUGACAGUCUUUUCAGCUCACAGCCAUUCAGCCCCUACAACAACAACACACGCUUCUACAACAAGACCAAGUCAGAACCACCGUCACACACUGAGAACGGCCUCCCCAAUGACGAUUCCACAAAGGAUCCUGCUCCCAGCACCCGCUCCAUUCACACUGCAUCAGACUACAGAGCAACAAAGAAGGAGCGGCCAUAUUACCCUGGACACACACAGACACCGCCACCACUACGACGUGUCAGCUCUAACCCGGCUGAACUUGGCCCAAUGUGUACACACAGACGAGUGGAGGCAGCUAGCUCAACAACAGGUCCAGACUAUGUGAAACAGGACAAGGAAGGUUCAGGGAACGAUGCCUCCUCCUGGUCAGUCGACGAUGUCAUACGGUUUGUCCAAGAGGCUGAUCCCCAAACUCUGGGCCCACACAUCGAACUGUUCAGGAAACAUGAGAUUGAUGGCAAGGCUCUGAUGCUGCUGCGCAGUGAUGUCAUUAUGAAGUACAUGGGACUGAAGCUGGGACCAGCGCUCAAACUCUGUCAUCACAUCGAGAAGCUGAAACAGACCAAACAAUAGAGGAUAAAGACACUCUUUUCUCACUGGCAACCAAACACACACAAUACUACAGGGAUGUAGUGCAGUGUAAAUCGACCUUAACCAGGGUCGUAGCCACAACUGAGGACACUGAGCUCAUGUCCUCUGUUCUUUUUGUGAAUUUGGGGAUUUUAGCGACCUGCAGGGAGUUAAAAACGUACACAUGGUGGGUAUUUUAGGAGCUGCUUUGACUGCUUAGAGGUCAACAAAUAAAUAAAUAAAGAUCCGGGGAAAUAAAACGUACAGAAAGUACGGAAAGAAACAGUGAAAUUAAAAAAUUGAAAUGGGAAAACUCCAAGUGAUUACUAUAGCCCUGAGCUGAACAUUUUUUAGUUAUCAGAGCACAGUUUGCUUUCACAGUUAAACAGAUACACAUAACAUUAAUUCAUAAUUUCCAUACUUGUAACUAGUAUCAGAUAUCUGAGUAUAAUCAUGAGAUUUUUCCAUAUUAGUGUUUUUUUGCCUUAUUAUGAACUGGAGGCCAUAAUUUAUCUAUUAAAUUACCUCUACAUUGUCACUUUCACAUACAGACACAUGCACAGAUAUGUUGUAGGUUUUGCAGCUAUGUCUCCUCAGAUGUCUGGCUGUAGAAGUAUUAUUUUCCCUGGUCAGAAUUUCAGGAUGGAUGCUCUGCACUCAAGAUUGGGAAAGUUAGUUCAGGUACUGGCAGUGACCAUCUCACUGCAUCAUUUCCAACAAUCCUAUGAAAGUUUCUGAAUGAUUGUGUCUGUUGCAGGCCGUCACAUUUAGUUUAUGCAAGCCAGUGAUUGUAUGCAGUCAUUAUUACUAACAGGUACUGAGCAGCAGAAAUGCUCUGUGAUGUGAAUAAGGAGUGUGGAAGGGUUUCAUUUCAAAAUGUUGGAGAAGACGUCUUGUUCCCUGAAGUCACUCAAUGCACAAAUGGUUUCUGUCCUUAAACAAUUCAGCUGUUACUGACAAAGAUCAUGAAUUAACUUUGGCAGAGUGGGCACCACGUUUAUUUAAAUAGUGGAUAGCCUGUUUUACUUUAGAGGAAAACCUUUGUGUGUCUGAAGCGCAGGCCGUAGAUGUAGAAAAUCAGUUACUGAUUUUUUUUUCUCUUUUAUUUGUGUCGGGUUCAUGUGCUGGAAGACAUUCAAGCUGGACGGUUUCAGCUUGAGCACUGACGUGGCUACAUGAUUGUAUUAUGCUUUGACAGUCUCACACACAAACACACACACACAAGACAUACACAUACAAUGACUGGAAUACUGUAAGUGUUUUGAUAUUAGAGUAAAGGCAAGGUCAUUAACUGUUAAGUUUGAGUGCUGUACAGAGAGUUAAAGUGCUCCUGAAAGAGUAAAUGAUGGAGAAACUGUUUUGUAUAAAGUCAAGCCAAAAGGUUGUUUUUUGAUAUCAUUUUGUACUGUAACAAAGUGUAUCAACCUGUAUCAAGCGUAAAAUGUAAUCAAAUUUUUUUCUGCCUGAAAUAGUUUCUGUGUGCACCAUCAAAUAACUACUUACAGGACGAUGUUGUGUCUGAGUAAUUAUUCACGUCUCAAAGUAUUUAUCUGUUUUUGAUGGCAGAAAUACUAAUUUUCUGAACAUUUCAGAACCAUUUUCAAACCAAAUCAUGUCUGUUGUAGCUGCAUUUCACACUGUUGCUCUCCUGUAGUGGUAACAAGUUAAUACUUGAAACCAUCUUGCUUUAAUGUGAAACUCAGGUUUUAGUAGGGGUUGUUUCUUAGAAUAUGUUUUACAUCAUUAGCAUUUUGUGUUCAUUACUACAACAUAGAGGGAAUGCACAAUAAUCGAUUAUGUAUAUUUUUAUGCCUUGUCAUCUAUCGAUCCGCAGCAUUUCAUGUGUGUAUAUAUAUAUAUAUAUCCAACUUUUUACUGUAAGUUCAACAAAAAAUGUUUGUUAAAUAUGUUUGAUAUGCAUUCACACAAUUAAACAUUU